Psylliodes chrysocephalus is the source of this 439-nucleotide messenger RNA. The record is from the annotation of a GenBank genome assembly. NCBI's taxonomy places the organism in Eukaryota, Metazoa, Arthropoda, Insecta, Coleoptera, Chrysomelidae.
GUCAAACGUAAUUUCCGCUUUGAAGUUUUCGCGUUUCCGUAACCUCUUUUACUUGAACCAACAUGCCGCCUAAAAAGGACGCGAAGUCCUCUGCAAAGCAACCACAAAAGACCCAAAAGAAGAAAGAAGGGUCGGGUGGAGGAAAAGCAAAGAAGAAGAAGUGGUCAAAAGGAAAAGUCCGAGACAAGUUAAAUAAUCAAGUUCUUUUCGAUAAAGCAACUUAUGAUAAACUUUACAAGGAAGUCCCAUCUUACAAAUUGAUCACUCCUUCUGUUGUUUCUGAACGCUUAAAAGUUCGUGGAUCCCUAGCGAGAAGGGCACUUAUUGAACUCCAACAAAAAGGUCUUAUCAAACAAGUUGUACAACACAGAGCCCAACUGAUUUACACUAGGACUACCAAAGGUGAUGAUCCAGUUGCUUAGACCAUAAGAUAAAAUAU